AUGGAGACCAGAGUCGUGAUGGACGAGGGCAGAUAUGCGGCAGAACCCAUAGAUCUUAUCAACGGCAUCCGUCAACUCUACUCUCUGGCACUAGAGGCAGAGGAAAGAUGUCCCAGGCAAACGGAGGAAACCGAAGAGAUGCGUCAUGCAGCCAUGAAACUGAUACAGCAAAAAGCUCAGCACAUUGUUGACCUUACAAACAGAUUGAAUGACUUGCAGUAUCAUCCAGACAUUCUUGAUGAUGACGAAGCGACGCAAGCUAUAGUGAGUCUCAACCACAAACUGGACGUUUGGGUCAAGGGCACCUUCAGGAACCCAGAACUCCUUGAAAAUCUCCCACGGCUGAAACUGGUCCAUGUGCCGUACAGCCCACUGCCCCUGGAGACAACCGACAGCUCGCAGAGACCACAACAAAAUCCGGACACUGUGGAUAACCUGAUUUCCAUGGAGCUGGACAUUUUUGAGAAGUGCAUGUUCCCCUCCGGCAGCCCAGGUCAUGUGGCUGGCAACUGGCGCUUAGCAACCAGUAUGGCCAUCGAAUCUUUCAAUAGAGGAUAUUUGGAAGACACAGCCAUGCAUUGCAUGAAAGCAAUUGCGCAACUCAGCUCUUGUGCAUCGGCUAGUCCUGAAGUGAGAGAACAGAAGCUAUAUGGGCUUUUCCAAAGCUGCUUGCACUUCAAGCGCCGCCUUGGGCGACAGCCAACUCAAUAUAGAUUCUCGCAUGCCUCCUCGGGUGACGAAUUCAUAUCUGGGACAAUGCAAAGUCUGACAGGAGAAGAAGGACAAGGCGCUGUUGUGGAGUUCUGUCUGUGGCCUGUUUUAUGGAAGGGCGACGUUCUCCUCUACCCUGAGACGGUCUGGAGCAAGAUAGAUGAUACUUCCGUGGAGGACUCUAUCCCAGGAAGAGAAACAGCUCUCAUUUCUCAAUACGAGGCUGAUUUCCGUAGCCAGAUCCAGGGAUCCCCUCGCAUUCACUUGCAAACUCAUAAUAUCUUCGCGGUGUUUCUGUCCUCUCCUUGUCUUCUAAGAAGCAUGCGUUCUAUGGCUCUUUGGGUCUUGGAGCAAUUGACGCAUCUUCCCGUUCUGCUUCCCCUGCAUUCAGCAAGUGUUUUCUGCGUCGCAUCGGCAUCGCACUCACCAGUCUAUUAUUCACAGGAUAUGAAACCUUCAGGUCUGCCGAAUUACUUCUCUACUCAAAGCUUACCGCCAUUACCUCUGAGCGACCUGCAUGCUUGA
Messenger RNA from Aspergillus fumigatus Af293, 1236 nucleotides. RefSeq lists its product as uncharacterized. Bases 1 to 1236 code for a protein of 411 amino acids. Lineage: Eukaryota; Fungi; Ascomycota; Eurotiomycetes; Eurotiales; Aspergillaceae. The record is from RefSeq and is a predicted model, not a curated record. The transcript has 5 exons.